AUGGCAAACAAUAGCAACUGGAGGUCCAUGUGGACAUUAUGGGCAAUCGUGUUUCAGUUGGUUGGAUUCAUCAACGCGGCGCCUUGUAAUUUUGACUACCCUAAAGGGUUGCUAAGCAAAAGUGCUGUGACCAGUUGUCACAUGGACAUCCAAAAUAUUGCAUCGACACUUGUGGUGUGUCCACAAGAAGUUAACGGCACUGAGUAUGUAUGGCAUCCUCAGCCGAAUGCGGACGAACAAGGUCAUCUCAAAACGUACGUGAGUGGUGAUGGCUCGUUUAGUUCCGUUCCUCUUUCAACGGUCGUGCGAUCCGAAUCUAAGAACAAGCUCUUCUGGAUGGAAACCACUCGCUCUCAAAGAACGCUGCACUUAAACCUGCCGAGAGAAGAAUUGUUUGUAGUUACUGAAAACCGUUUCAUGUUCAUCUGCGCUCCGAGAGAUUUCGUUCUGACCGAGAAGUUGCAGCGCCACCUUGAGCACCUCUAUGACAAGGGUCAAAGGCAGAAACUUCCCUGGAAAACAUCUAUACCAUUGAAUCCGGAAGUUGACGGUUUAGAUAAAGGGUUGGGUGUAUUGAUGGUGUACAGAGGUCGCCAACACCAACCCCUUCAGGGCUGCGGUAGCCGUCCUUCCCCACUGUUUGCUGAGGGUAAUGAAGUAACAGUGGACCGCAUCACUGGCACCACUUCAUGCGUGGUAGACCCUAUGUCUCAAUCGCCUAUUGGUUUCGUUUGCGAAGGUAAAGUGGAACCUGAAAAUUGCAUGAGGACCCUCUUGGGCAAAACUGGCGAAGUUUUCAACGCUCCGCGCCCUCGUCGUUAUUGGAAGUUCGAAAACCACAAACCGUGGACUUUAGUGCGGUAUUUCAAUGACUUGGCACUGCCGCAGUUCGAUGGCGAAUGCAGGUGCAUAGAUCCCGAAACAGGUGCAGUAAAGGCCAAGAUAGAGGUACGUCGGAAAACCGAACACGUCUGUGACAUUGCUAGCGUUAUCAACAACAAAUGGUCUGAUCAUAUCAGUGGCCCUUUGUGCACGGUGGUACUUCACCCAGGCAGCACCUUGACCAUAAAAAUCCCAACCGAGGAUAUGGACAUGGAAACCGACAUGGAUAUUGACUCGGAUACUCCACCUGUCGAACUAAUGCAAAAGCGGCCUAAAUAUUCAUUCAAAAAUGAAAUACUGCCGAGCGACAUGAAUAUGCUGAGACAACUUAACACGCCAUAUGGAGUUUAUGUGUAUGAUGAAGUCCUGUACCACAAAGCUCUUGUUGGCGAUGCUCUUGAAUUGGAUACUUCCCUGAUUGACAAAGGGGAGAUUAAGCUGAAGUACCAUCUAGGAAAGUCACUCGCGUUACGAAGCGGGCAAAACUCGUUCUUUUAUGAGCAUACCUUUAAAACUGGAAACAAGUACGUUCCAUCCAGAAUCCGCUCCGUAGUCAAUGUUUCGUUCGCGUUCACUCACGAUUACGAAACAGUUGGUUGCGAUCGAGGCUCCGACAGUGCGUUCAACACAGAUGUCAGCAGCAAUUAUUGUUUAACCAGAACUAUGGGAAAUGGAAUAGGGGAUACCUAUGAAUGCAUCUACCAUAACAAGAUGAAUGAAAAAAGAGCCGGCAUUAACUGUGGUCCCGAUGAGGAGUUGUUGCCAGCUAACUGUGAGUCUCUAGGUUAUGACCUCUCCUCCAAUAAAGUGACGGCAUUCCCAGCCUCUAUUCGUAAUGUGACUCCAUAUCCCGUUCGUGGAUUUCAGGUGUUUGAAACGGCAUUGGGAGACAUCCCUGUAAGCCACGCCUGCAUCUGUGUCGACAAACGUGGCUAUGAAAAGUCCAGGCUUGUUAUAGAGAACGACCACCGAGAGCAACAUAAUUAUGGAAUUAAUCGUGAAACUGCUAUUCACACAAUGCUUCCACACAGCUGGAUGCCUUUAAGUGAGUUCAAAUUGAAUAUCGAGGAGCCGUCAUUAGCGUUCUAUAAGAUGCACCAUCUAUACUCUCAAUCCAUUACGCUAAAGGUGGGAAUGGAGUUCACCCUGCGCUGUGCACUUCAACCUGACAUACUAUACGAUGCGGACACCACGGUAAUGCAACCAGUAUGGUUGCCAUAUUCGCGUGAACAGGAUCACUAUAUAUCCGAACCUACAGUGGAUGGGACGAGGCUGAUUCGUGUGGCACACAACGAGACAAUCGCUACUUCGCAGGAUGGGCUUUACAUUGGUUACAACGACGUCGUUCACACAGUGGGAUAUAAAACGCUGGUUCUUAUAUCGCGCCAAGGCGCCAUCAUUGUAUCUAAGGACGCAAACAACAGGGAAUAUGUGCCGAUGACAUUCGUAUGUGGUAAGGCGCCCAUAUUGUCGGAUUUUUCCACCAAUAGUCGCUCAUAUGCACUGGCGAAAUCAUUUGCGCGAUUUACGUGGAACUUGGUGCAAGUCAACGUCGAGACCACUGACCCGUACAUGCAAGGCUGCGGAGUCACCUACGAAUCAGAUGAGUUGUUCAAGCCUGAGACACCCAAAGUAUACGAUGAGGAAGGACGAGAAAUCGGUUGCAAGGUAGACCUUCAGGCUGCGGGAGGGGCAGCGUUCUACUGCCCAGCGCCAUACGUCAUGGACCCUCCCGGUUGCUUCAACCAAGUCUCCGUGAACGGUGAAGUGAAGGAUCUGAGCGACAUCAGCGCCACUUUGCUAGCGUCACGUUCCAGCCAUUUUGUCACUCUGAAUUCAUUCAGUGCACUCAUGGAACCCGGGGAGACACUGCGCCACACGCCGCUACUUGAAUGCCGCUGCGUCACCACCAAGGGUGUCGUUCUCUCUACCAUCCAGAUAGAGAACUAUUAG
This is a messenger RNA of Babesia bigemina, 2835 nucleotides long. RefSeq lists its product as hypothetical. The coding region runs from base 1 to 2835 and encodes 944 amino acids. NCBI's taxonomy places the organism in Eukaryota, Apicomplexa, Aconoidasida, Piroplasmida, Babesiidae. The transcript has a single exon. The record is from RefSeq and is a predicted model, not a curated record.